This is a messenger RNA of Salmo salar (Atlantic salmon), 3624 nucleotides long. Its product is annotated as chromatin assembly factor 1 subunit B. Gene Ontology annotation, molecular function: protein binding. Gene Ontology annotation, cellular component: nucleus; CAF-1 complex. NCBI's taxonomy places the organism in Eukaryota, Metazoa, Chordata, Actinopteri, Salmoniformes, Salmonidae. The record is from RefSeq and is a predicted model, not a curated record. Gene Ontology annotation, biological process: DNA replication-dependent chromatin assembly; nucleosome assembly.
CACUGUUGACUUCUCUACCGGAAGAUAUGGACGAACUCUACGCGGGAAACCAAUGUUGUUUUGUCUGUGCAGUCUGCUUGUAGACUGGACUCAGCAGAGAAGUGAAACAGCGGAAAAACAGCAGGAUGAAGGUGAUAACAUGUGAGAUUGCGUGGCACAACAAAGAGCCUGUCUACAGUCUGGACUUCCAGCACAACUCAGAGGGCCGCAUACACAGGCUGGCCACAGCAGGAGUGGACACCACUGUCAGGCUGUGGCGUGUGGAGAUGGGGCCUGAUGGGAAGGCAGUGGUGGACUUCCUGUCAAACCUGGCGCGGCACACCAAGGCCGUCAACGUGGUGCGCUUCUGCCCCAACAGUGAGCUGCUCGCCUCUGGAGGAGAUGAUGCAGCCAUCCUGCUGUGGAAGCUAAACGACAGUAAGGAGCCUGAACAGACCCAAUCGUUCCAGGAGGAGGAGGAUAGUCAGCUCAACAAGGAGAGCUGGAGCGUGGUCAAGACCCUGAGGGGACACAUAGAGGAUGUGUAUGAUAUCAGCUGGACCCGGGAUGGGAACUUCAUGGUCUCUGGUUCUGUGGACAACACUGCCAUUAUGUGGGACGUCACAAAGGGUCAGAAGCUGUGCAUCUUUAAUGACCAUAAGAGCUAUGUGCAGGGAGUGACCUGGGACCCGCUGGGCCAGUAUGUGGCCACACUCAGCUGUGACCGGGUGAUGCGUGUGUACAGUACUCAGAGCAGGAAGAAGGCCUACAGUGUCAGUAAGAUGAGCUCUGGAUCAGCUGUGGAGGGAGAGGUGAAACAGUACCGAAUGUUCCAUGAUGACAGCAUGAAGUCUUUCUUCAGGCGACUCACCUUCACACCGGACGGAUCCUUUCUGCUUGCCCCAGCGGGGUGUGUGGAGGCAGGGGAGAACGUCACCAACACUACAUACGUAUUCUCCAGGAAGAGCCUCAAGAGGCCCAUAGCUCACCUGCCCUGCCCUGCUAAAGCCACCCUGGCUGUACGCUGUUGCCCUGUCUACUUUGAGCUGAGGACCAAGAAGGAAGAUGAUGGCAGUGCCCAGCCCCUGCCUAACAUGUUUGGCUUGCCCUACAGACUGGUGUUUGCUGUGGCAUCAGAGGACUCCAUCUUCCUCUAUGACACUCAGCAGACCCUACCCUUCGGCUACGUGUCCAACAUCCACUACCACACACUCAGCGACCUCACCUGGUCUCGGGACGGUUCUUUCCUGGCGGUGUCUUCUACAGACGGCUACUGCUCCUUCCUUUCCUUCUCUCCUGGCGAGCUGGGCACCCCCCUGAAGGAGCCCCCAGUCCUGGAGGUCGUCACCCCCGGCAACGGCCCAGAGAAGAAGGGCAAGAAGGCUGCCAUGGCUCGCACGGUGUCCCCCGUCCCUAAAACCACAGAGAGCACCGCCACUGUCCACGCCAUUCCUAAAGAGACCCCCAGCACCCCCCUCUCCUCCCUCACCUCCCAUGCCACCCACCUGGUCCCUGGGGGUGAGGAGAACAACAACCCUGGCAAGGCCAAGCCACAGCCCCGUAGGAUUACCCUCAACACCCUGGAGGGAUGGGGCAAGCCCAGCACCCCCAAAGCCACUGCUGCUAAUUCCCCCAAGAUCCCCACCACAGCCAGCAUCAGCGACCCCUCCACCCCUCAGCAGCCACACCUCAUCGCCUCUACCCCCAACACCCGCCUCACCCCCUCUACAGCCCAGCCCUGCCUCACCCCAAAGGCACAAAGAAACACUCUUGACCCCAGCACCCCUAAAGCUAGCACCACCCCUAAAGAACCUGUCCCCAGACGGAUAUCUCUGACUCCCGUCGUCUCUAGAUCUCCAGCUGCCUUUACCACACCCUCCUCCACGGAGAAAGCCAAACAUGAACAACCCUCUCCCCCCACCGACCCUGUGUGCCAGCCCCCAGAGUCCAAGCGGCCCAAGACCAGCACCCUGGCAGGCAAGACCGGGGUGGCUCCAGCCUCAGGGGCCACACCCAACCCCUAAGGACCCCUCAUUGCCAAGAACCCUCUGCAGGACAGAGUGGUGUCAACAUGCAACUCGCAUAUUAUCAUCCUACACACACACACACACACACACACACACACACACACACACUCUCAAGUGUCUAGCCUAUAGAACUGCUUAGAGACUGGUGUUGUGACCUAAUUUACACACACACGCUCACAAGAGUUCACAGAGCAAAGACUGGUGUUUCCUCCUAAUGUAAUUUUCUGUAUGUUUUUGUAAUUUCACAUCCUGAAUUCUUCUGUAGCUCAUUUAAUUUGAUAACCAGGUAGUUAUUUAAGUGAUAAUGCCCGAGAAGCAUUGUUAGCCGUGCCAAUAUAUCCUCCAAACACCGUCUUCGAGGGCAUUAUCAAUUUUAUACAGCGGGUUACCAACACAUUCAAAUAAGGUUAUUUUUAUGAAUUUAUUCAUACUAUUUCAUCCUUCCUCAAGAUAUAGUCUGGACACAAAUCUAGGGUUGCUACCCAAGCCGGCUGGUCGUUUGUUCGUUCAGUCUUUUUGUUCUGUAUCUAUGCCAUACUGGCUGGCAACGUUCUUAUUCCUGGCUUCUAGUGACAUUUAUUUGGAAACAUCUAUAACAAUGAGCUAAUGAGACGCGAUUUAGCCUGGCAUAGAAGAUGUGCUCUCUCAUCAGGACACUGUUGUUCAGAGGAGCUAGCUAACAACACAGCUACAAUAACUUCAAACAGAAGCUGGAAAGACUGCAAACUAGCUUUGUUUCAUUUGACCUUUUUUCAGUUGACAUUUCUUUGUGUAUAUUCAUAAAAAUUAUCCCAGUUGAUUCAUGAUUUCGACUGGCUGAGAAACGCUGCCCGUCUUUCUCGUCCCGACCUCUACAAGUUCAUUACUAUGGGACAGCUGGAGAUUGAAUUUGAAUAUUGAAGCAAAUGUCAGAGACAGGCAGCAAGGUUCAUACAAAUCUCCAUUGUUGAAAUCUAAAAGAAAUUUGAGAAUGUCUAGAUGCUUUUUAAAGUUUAGAACUUCCCUUCCUGGGCUGAUGAGACAGUGGAUUGCGCAUUCAGAUGGAACAGAGUAAAUACGCAUUUUAACACCAUAGAUUUAGCCAGUGGUAACUUGUGGAAUAGACACCGGCUGGAAUGCGCUUUUAACCAAUCAGCUUUCAGGAUUAGACCCACCCGUUGUAUAAUGUAAAUUAAAAACUGUGGUUCCAGCCCUGAAUGCUGAUUGGCUGACAGCCAUGGUAUAUCAGACCGUAUACCACGGGUAUGACAAAACAUUUAUUUUUACUGCUCUAAUUAUGCUGGUAACCAGUUCUGCGUCGUGCCUAAGAACAGCCCUCAGCUGUAGUAUGUUGGCCAUAUGCCACACCCCCUCGUGUGUUAAUUCUUAAAUAAAAAUGUACCUGGCUAAAAAUAAAGGAUAAGAAACAGAAAGUUACAUAUAAGAUAAAACCACCUCAGUCCAAAUGAAGCUUAGCUCAUGUAUGAAACUGUACAAUGGUCAUUGACUUUAGUCUGAAUGGUUGUCUGUAUUGGUGUUAUAUUGGGGUCGUUUCUCCUUUUUAUAUGAAUGUUUGUGUAUUGUGCUUUUUGGAUUUUGGUAACAUGCUUGUCUAAAAAAAUAAAAAAUGUAUUUGUUA